GAACUCGAUCGCAAGGAAAAAACAAGAAGCGUACAUUGUCGUGUGGUUCGUCUUCGUUUGUGAUGGCCCGCACGGAUAUUAUAAUUAAGUAUGUGCUCGACUGUUCUCAGCACACUAAUCGGUCCCGAGAGCUUCGGUUUCAGGUCGUGCCGGAAGGUAAGGUAAGGUAAGGUACAAAAAAUGUCCACCACGAUGUCGUCCACUGUUGAUGUUGCUUUCUUGAAACAAACGAUUGCCAAAGGGCAACAAAGCCGGUCGCUGACUGGCCACGUUGUCCACAUCGUGCCGGAGAAAGGCUACGGCUUCAUCACCACUUCCACAACUGCCGACGAUGACGAGGAACGUGCCGACUACUAUUUUCAUUUCUCACAAGUGAAGCACAACACGCACCCGCAUAGGGGCGACUUGGUGUCUUUUCAUCCAGCGCCCACUCGUAGAUCAGGCAAAGGUCCGAGCGCUACAUGCGUUCGCGUAUUGGCCCCGGAGCAGCAAAAGCAAGACACAAUCGAAGUCCCAAGAGCACCCGCACCAAAAGCAGUAGUCGGCGAGACAUCACGAUCAACGGAGGCGAAGGUUAUGGAGUUGUCGCACACGGUGGAAAUUUUGCAGAAGGCGAAUGCGAAGCUACGCGAGGAGUUCGAGGCGCUCAAAAAAGGCCACGAGUUGAGAAUUGCACAGGUCGAAGCCCGGUCCCUGCGAAAUGAAACGGAUAUCGAGCUGGCCCGCAAGGACAAUCAACAGCUCCAACAGAAGCAGCAGCAGGACCUCGGCGAAGCGAUUCGCCACGUGGAAGAAGUCGGUCAGAAAGUUACGAACCUCCUCGAGACAAGUGUAAAGACGCAUUUGGCAGAGGCCUUGCAGGAUCAAGCCAAGAACAUCACAAGCAACAUAGUCCAGCAGCUCCAAGCUGCAGGCAUCGGCCCCAACGGCAACCACCAGCAGACCCAAAAGGAGACGCGGCGCCCCCCCGCCGCGCACCACGAAAACUCUGGCGGUGGUGAGGCCGCACAGGUGACGACUCCGCGUCGCCAAGGACAGCAGGCGAACACUGAACCCACUUCCGGUUCCGUUGAACAACAAACGCAAGAGCAGCGCCGCCUCGACUCUCCGUCGUCUGGACAGAAAAACGGCCUCAGUCCAUUACAAUCGGGUCCGUCGCUGUCUCGAAAGAAGUUGGCGAAGACACAGGAGGGAAAGAGACUAGAUUUCAAUUAUGAAAACACACCCACCUAGCAAGAUUUGCUUUGCAUGUUCAGUUCACGUUGUUGUUCAUUGGAGGCUUUGUUAUCCAUUUUUCGAGGUAGGAAAAGGUAUAAGUAAAUCCAAAUUUUUCGAGGUAAGUUAAGGUAAAACGUCGCUCGCUAUUACUCGUUUUAAGGUUGGUCCAAGGCUCCCCAGUGCAAGUUUUUUGAAAGGUUUGUGUGGUAGGUUUAUCUUCACGUAGGUAAGGUCCCCCAGGUUUCCCUAAGGUUCUGUUGUCUGCUGAAAAAGGAAGAAAUUUUGAACGAAACGCGAACACUUCUCAUUUUACGACCGAUCCUGGAGCUGCGAGUGCGUUGUAGCUUCAGUUUCGAGUCCGAGUUGGGGGGCAGAUAGACGCCCACCACUCGAUCCUUCCAUGUCCAU
Messenger RNA from Amoebophrya sp. A120, 1626 nucleotides. Lineage: Eukaryota; Dinophyceae; Syndiniales; Amoebophryaceae. The record is from the annotation of a GenBank genome assembly.